This is a messenger RNA of Habropoda laboriosa, 4968 nucleotides long. RefSeq lists its product as uncharacterized. The transcript has 16 exons. Gene Ontology annotation, biological process: neuromuscular synaptic transmission. The record is from RefSeq and is a predicted model, not a curated record. The coding region runs from base 1 to 4908 and encodes 1635 amino acids. Gene Ontology annotation, molecular function: protein binding. NCBI's taxonomy places the organism in Eukaryota, Metazoa, Arthropoda, Insecta, Hymenoptera, Apidae.
AUGUUGCAGUGCUGUGGUGUUGGAGGUGGCGCUUCCACGGCACCUCAGGCUCCGCAGCUGCAGGAUACCGGAUCUGCUGUCGGGACUACCACCUCCACGAAUACCACCAUCAUGCAGGACGCAGUUAUUGAAUCCAUCCUCGAGCAAAUGCGUGAAACGGAAGCGCGAAAGGCGGAGCUGGAGCGGCAACAUGUCGAUGCACAGAAUCAGCUACGCGAGAAGUUAGCAGGACGAUACCAAGGACCGGAAUCGGUCGAAGCGCUGCAGUCAAAGAUAAGGGAACUGGAGAAAAAGGGAGCAUUGCAGGUGGUCAGACACGAGGAAUUGUCUUUGGAAUUAACGACUCUGAGACGCGCGCGAAGUAGACAUUCGACCAGUUGGCCUCCAGCUGGUUCGGAAAUCGACAGAAUAAUAGCGAAGAUGGAACAAGAUAAUAGCGCUAGUAGGAUGGUACACGACAUGGACCAUACUCGGGUAACCAUUACCACGCAACAACCCUCAGUUUCACAGGGUAUUUUGCGAUCUAGCUCGGAAAAUCUUCCUAAUCUCGGCCAACAUUCACAUCCACCUCAUCCGCAUGCUUUGAGCCUGGGAAUGCCAACCCAGAUCAGUCACUACGCAGGUUCACCUAUGCCCUUAACACCACUGAUGCCCGGUUGUCCACCUUUAACACCGAACGGACCACCGUACCAUUACAGCGAACCAAUUCCACCGGCACCGUCACUCUCCACCAGCCAAUCUCAACCCGCUUUCCAACAGAAGAUGCAGUAUCAACAACCGCAACCAACUCACACCGAGUUACCGAGUUCCCAUUCUCAAAGUGCUCUGCAGACACAGCAGAAGCAACAACAAACGCACACCCACUUUACGAGCAAUCAGUAUCAGGAAAGUUAUCCACACACGCAAACCUAUCAACAGCCGCUCCAGCAGCAACAACAGCAACCGCCGCAACAACAUCCGGCCUCUACAACGUACCUGACGUCAUCGAGUCAAAGCGUAAUACCUCAUUAUACGCAACCUACGCAGACCGCCCAAACUUUUCAAUUGAACGGAAGUCAGCAGGCAACGACAUAUCCAAGUUUGUCCAUUACGUCGCAUCCAAACGACACGUACAGUACAGGGGCGAGUAGCUUUGGUACUCAACUGUCGCAUCACAACUUCUCCGUUCCACCAACGAGCAUCACGCAAACCACAUUGUCCUCGUUGCCACCGUAUUCGACGAGCUCCUUCCAUUCUACCCUGAGCGGGCUUACCAGUGUACCACAAACCGUUCUUCCUUACUCAAGCGUACCGAGCACUUACGCCACCACCGGAUCCACGUACUCUACCGUCGGGACCAAUGCUUUUGGCACGUCGGGUGUGAGCUCAGGUAGCACAUCAACAGGCUUGUUACAAGCGAUAAGUGAUCCUCUACAAGCGAUGCAGCAACUUUCAGCUCAAUCCCAAGCGAAUCAGCUUCAACAGCAGGCAAUCAUACAGCAGAUUCAACAGAGUUUACGAGCCAGUUCGCCAACAGCAACUGCUACGACGGGUCACCACUUCCUUGGUCCAAGGCAGAUGCCAAAGAUACCCAGUAGUAUACUUUCUAAUCCCCUGGAUCGACUGACCAAUGACAAUAUCGUACCCGAGGGUCAAGUGGAUAUGCUGGACAUACCCGGGAAAGGCAGAUGUUACGUAUAUAUCGCUCGUUUCAGUUACGAGCCGUUUCAACAUUCGCCUAAUGAAAAUCCUGAAGCUGAAUUGCCCGUUCAGGGUGGCGACUAUCUUCUCGUUUGGGGGCAACCGGACGAAGAUGGUUUCCUCGACGCGGAAACACUCGACGGUAGACGCGGUCUCGUUCCAGCUAAUUUCGUUCAAAAAUUAGUCGGCGAGGAUCUGUUGGAAUUUCAUCAAGCUGUACUUGGCCUUAGGGACGUCGACGAUUCUGCUUCUACCAACAUUCCACAAGUAAGCAAUUGUUAUCUACAGGACAUCGACCUCGAGUUGGCGACACUGGAAGAGGGGAAUCGAAAUCGGCAAGCCGAACUGUCCGCGUACGCGGAGCUAGAUAAUAUCGCGGAGGAGGACGAACAAGAGCCACCAGUUCCGGCGCCACAUCACCUCACCCUCGAGCGGCAGCUGAAUAAGAGCGUGUUAAUCGGUUGGACGGCGCCAGAGAAUACCCAUCAGCUGGAGUCCUAUCACGUCUACGUGGAUGGGGUGCUGAAGGUUACCGUCAAGGCAACAGAGAGGACUAAAGCGUUGGUCGAGGGAGUUGAUUCCACCAGGCCACACAGAAUAAGCGUACGAUCAGUGACACACUCGAGAAGAACGUCCCGCGAUGCCGCUUGUACAAUGGUGAUAUGUAAGGACGUCGCCUUGGGUCCAACUGCUGUUAAAGCAUCGAACGUGACCGCUACCAGUGCUGUCAUAUCAUGGAUGCCGAGUAACAGUAAUCAUCAACACGUGGUUUGCGUGAACAACGUUGAAGUUAGAACGGUGAAACCUGGCGUGUAUAGGCACACGAUUACCGGUUUAGCGCCCUCCACGAUCUACAGGGUGACUGUCAAGGCGAAGAAUCUCAGAGCGACACACUUCGAGGACCAAAACACUCAAGCGGCAAAUAAUUUAGCAUGUCACGUCCAUUUCAAAACGUUACCCAAGGGACUACCUGACCCUCCGGUCGAUAUCCAGGUGGAGGCUGGACCGCAGGACGGCACUUUGCUAGUGACCUGGCAGCCUGUUGCCCUAAACGGUUCGGCCGUCACCGGUUACGCGGUGUACGCCGAUGGGAAGAAGGUCACCGACGUAGACAGCCCGACUGGUGACCACGCUUUGGUCGACAUACACAAGCUGAUCAGCCUGAAUCCGAAGCAUAUCACCGUGAGAACUAAGAGCAGGGAAAGUCAGUCGGGCGAUAGCUGUGCCACAGCGAUUCCCUGUAACGUUCUUCGCGGUGGAACCGGGGCACAUCUGCAACACGGAUCUACGCACAUGCAAGAUCAAGGACAGCAGCAACAAACUGGCGUCGGACAACCGGACGAUCCUAACAGGCAUCAUCGUAUAGGAGGCGCAGGUCAGAGAUAUCCAGCGGCACCUGUACCCUCUCAUAUGAGGAAACACGCAAAUACUAGAGUUGACGCUCACGGACAAGUUAUCAUUGAGACAGACGAGAAUUUAUCUGAUAAAGAGAUUUAUCCUGGACAAAGCAUGUCCCAGAUGGGCGUACCAGAGAUCAUCAAGGAUUCGGCGAGCGAGGCGAAUUACAGCGAGGAGGAUGAUCCCUCGCGUAGGAACAGAGGAAUGUCGAUACAUCACGGUGGACAACAUCGAUACGGACCACAAAUGGGACAACAAGGGCUACCCGGCACGCAUAGAAGAAUGGUCGGGCCUACCGGUAGACCUCAAGAUCCUUAUUACGAGCAACCAGACAGUCAAAGAGUCAGAGCAGCAGCUUACCGCGGUGGACGAGGAAUGCAAGCUCAAGGUGGCAGUCAUCCAUCGAGCAGUUCUCAACAAAUGAAUAAGAGAACUCGUUUGUUCGUCGCUCUGUUCGAUUACGAUCCGAAAACAAUGUCGCCGAACCCCGACGCCUGCGAAGAAGAAUUACCGUUCUCCGAGGGCGAUACCAUCAAGGUGUACGGCGAGAAAGACGGGGACGGAUUUUAUUGGGGAGAAUGUCACGGUAGACGAGGAUACGUUCCCCACAACAUGGUGGAAGAACUUAAAGACCAAAACCAACCGGGACAGGGUCAAUCGGGGAAGAGAGGAAGAUGGGGAGAUAUUUACGCCAAUAUGCCCGUGAAGAAGAUGAUAGCGCUAUACAACUACGAUCCCCACAAAUUGUCGCCCAAUGUUGAUUCUCAUGCGGAGUUGUCGUUCCAAACUGGAAACGAGAUUUAUGUGUUCGGCGAUAUGGACGACGAUGGAUUCUAUAUGGGUGAAUUAAACGGUAUGCGCGGCUUAGUCCCAAGCAACUUCCUCACCGAAGCACCGGAUCAACCGCCGCAAGGACAACUUCCUCCGGGAAAUAGAAGACAGCCUGGUCAAAGUCAAGGACCUGGAGUAAGAGGACCGCCUCCUCCACCGCGAGAACCUCCUCCUCCUGGUCAUCGACGAGGCAAAGAUGCCUGCAUUGUGCCUGUGUCUGUCCCUGUCUGUCACUUAGACUCUAGACAACAACAACAACAACAACAACAACAACAACAACAACAACCAUCACUAAUGAACAACCAACAACAUCAACUCCAACAUCAACAAAACAAUCCACCGCAUCUAGCGUACCAACAAGCGAAUCACCACAGCUACACCACUGUAACCACGUCCAACCAACAUGGGCCCACACCUAUGGGUGCCCAUCAGCAAGGUCCUGUACCGCCCCACCUUCAACAACAGGGGAAGGGGAGGGGAGGCGCGAUCAACCGUGGUAGUAAUGUGCCGGGAGGUAUGCAGGGCCCUGGGCAGCACAUGCAGCAACAACAAGACUAUCAGCAACAGAACCAGCCGUAUCAACAGCAACAGCCGAAUCAACCGAACCAAAGUUACCAGCAACCCGGUCAGGGUUACCAGCAACAAGGGACAGGAUUUGGUCCGCAGGCUCAACAAUUCCAACAACCGCAAACUCAACAACAGCAACAACAACAGCAACCACAGCAACAGCAACAACCGUAUUCGCAACAGAACCAGAGCUCGUCGAUGCAGGGAAGCCAGAGUACGAGUAAGCCGAUGAGAGGGAUACCGACGGUAUUGCCGACGCCACAAGCGAAGACACAACCUAGCGCGCAAGGCCAACAACAGCAACAACAGCAGCAGAGUACAGGGCCGAAUCUGAUGCAGAAAUUCACGGAGAUGGCCGGUGCGAGCGCUGGCGGCGAUAUCUUGUCGAAAGGAAAGGAACUGAUUUUCAUGAAAUUCGGGCUAGGCAAGUGAGCUAUUACCCUGCCCGUGUCGCCCCACCUCCGCUUCUUCUUCUCCAUUUCUCUCCUCUAA